AUGUCUGAGACCAAGAUCCAGCCGGUGGAUCCCCAAAAGCUGGGGAAGAUUUCAUUCAAAAAGACAGAAGACUUGAUCGACGACUGGCAUAUUGAAUAUGACGAGUCAGCGAGUGCUGAUGAUCAUUUCGGUAAUCUCAAAGCAGCGGCUCGCGAUCUAGUGGAGACGGACGUACCCGUUGCAUUUCCUACCGAGACAGUCUACGGCCUGGGAGCAGAUGCGACAAGAAGUGCGGCUGUAAAAGAAAUCUUUGCUCGCAAGGGGCGACCCGCCGACAAUCCACUGAUUGUUCACGUACACUCUUUGCCACAACUUCGCGCACUAUUAUCAGGGAAAUUGGAAGUCACAGGCGAUGGGAGGAUCAAUGGCAAGGACCCCAUACCAGAGAUCUACAGACCAUUGAUUGAGCGGUUCUGGCCUGGUCCACUUACCCUCAUCCUUCCGACUCCGGAGACUUCAAUCCUCGCGCCAGAGGUCACGGCGGGUCUUUCGACAUUUGGCGCACGAAUGCCACGAUCCAUCAUCGCCUUGUCUCUCUUGCGACUAUGCGGUCGUCCUCUUGCUGCGCCCUCUGCAAACGCAUCGACCCGUCCGUCCCCUACAGCCGCCGAGCACGUUUACGACGACCUGAACGGCAAGAUAACACGGAUAAUCGACGGUGGGCCAUGCGAAGUGGGUGUCGAAAGUACAGUCGUGGAUGGCUUGUCCAGUCCACCAGCGAUAUUACGACCAGGCGGUGUAACAGUGGAACAAUUACGGCAAUGUCCCGGGUGGGAGAAGGUGGUGGUAGGAUACAAGGACAAGCAAGCAGAAGACUCGAGUAAACCCCGAGCCCCAGGAAUGAAGUACAGACACUACAGCCCCAAAGCAUCCGUUCUUCUUUUCGAAGCAGGCGCAGACCAGCCUACACCCAAAGAACUAAAAAGCAAGAGCCGGAUCGGCAUUGUCAGGACAAAGAAGUGGAAACUCGCACUGGGCCUAAAUGCGCAGAAGGUGCAGUUGGCAAAUCCAAACGGAUGGGGGGGUUGCGUGGAACCGGAAGCUGAAGCGCCUGUAAGCACUGAUGUGGCUUCGCCGCGCCAAUCCAAUCUCGUGCGUUCAGUCAUUCAGCACCAAAUCCCAGAGUCCGACCACUAUAUUGUAUCGCCUGAGGAAAUGCAUGUCUGGGAUAUCAAUCUCGGCGCGAACUCGGAGGAUAUCGCGCGAGGUCUGUUUUCUGCGCUGAGGGAUCUGGAUAAGAAGGGUGUGGAGAUUAUUUAUGUCGAGGGUAUUGAUGACAAGUCUGGGGAUGAUAUCGCUGCUGCGGUGAUGAAUCGGUUGAGGAAAGCGGCGGAGAUACGGGUUUGA
Messenger RNA from Bipolaris oryzae ATCC 44560, 1347 nucleotides. RefSeq lists its product as uncharacterized. Gene Ontology annotation, biological process: regulation of translational fidelity. The transcript has a single exon. Gene Ontology annotation, molecular function: double-stranded RNA binding; tRNA binding; nucleotidyltransferase activity. Gene Ontology annotation, cellular component: cytoplasm. The record is from RefSeq and is a predicted model, not a curated record. The coding region runs from base 1 to 1347 and encodes 448 amino acids. NCBI's taxonomy places the organism in Eukaryota, Fungi, Ascomycota, Dothideomycetes, Pleosporales, Pleosporaceae.